GCCAGGGUCAUUCAGUAAGACCCCUCCUCGUUCAUGCCUUGCUUGCGGCACUUGAGGGACGGCCUUCAGUGUCUAGCUUGUGUCCAUCGCAUCGAUAUCGAGGCGAAGACAAUCGCAGUAGGUUGUGAAGUUCAGUGUGCCAGCCAUGAGGGUGGUGUCGAAGUGCAGCGCUCUCCUCUCCGACUUUGAGGUGCUGUCGCUGCUGAAGGAGAUGGAACAAGAGCAGCUGUCUAGCCGCAAAGCAGGCAAUCAAAUGGCGCACACAAUUGAUAAAAAAAAAGAGCGGGCUGGCAAGGCCUCAUUGUCCCUAAAAGAAGAGGAGGACCUCAUGCGCUCAAUGCCCGAGAAUAUCCGAACAAUCCAGUACGAACUCAUCAAUACGCUUUCCGAACGACAUAGAGGCUGUGCGCAACAGACGCCUGAGAUCAUCAGCAAUUUUCUGGACGAGCUCAAAGCAGCUGGCUUCACCGCACCACCUGGGCCGAGAGGGCGACGGCGAGGGAUGCUCACAAAGGCGGAGCAGCUACAGAUCCUCAACCAUUCACCUCAAACACCCGUAGAGCUGUAUACCAUGGUCGACGGCAUGGAAGAACGUCUAGAAGAGCAAGACAUCGAAACGCUUCUCGGCAUCAUCCUCCGGUGCCUUCCACCGCCAGCUUCUCCGUACGAGGAAAUGCUCGUCUCAGACGCAGCAGCUCAGGACGCACAACAGCGUGCCGCGACAGCCGCCGAGCUCGCUGCGCUGGACGAUGAGGACGAAGCGAUGAAUGCGGCCGCGCAGUAUGAUCAAAGCAUCGUUGCCGAUGGUGACGAAUUCAUUCAUGAAGGCAAGACGGAUGCGAUUGAUGAUGAGAAGGAUGACGACGCCGAUUAGCGGGACGGUAAGCGCUUCCCCGACACCGCACAGCUUUUUUCAAUCAUGCACUUGUUGUAUUCUGUCUGUUUUGCACACAUGCCGCUGCUCAGUUGCACCGCCAUCGUCCUUUCUCAAACGCAA
Messenger RNA from Tilletiaria anomala UBC 951, 997 nucleotides. RefSeq lists its product as uncharacterized. The record is from RefSeq and is a predicted model, not a curated record. NCBI's taxonomy places the organism in Eukaryota, Fungi, Basidiomycota, Exobasidiomycetes, Georgefischeriales, Tilletiariaceae. Gene Ontology annotation, molecular function: nucleotide binding. Gene Ontology annotation, cellular component: RNA polymerase III complex. The coding region runs from base 146 to 874 and encodes 242 amino acids. The transcript is spliced from 3 exons. Gene Ontology annotation, biological process: transcription initiation at RNA polymerase III promoter.